UGAAAUCAGAACAGAAAAUAAUUCGAUGGUGGUCAGUCACUGCAGUGGGUAUCGAUAAUCGCGGAAAAAACAUAUGAUAAAUCGCAUAGACUGCUUCCAAUAUUGACGCUAUUUAAUCGAUUUAAAUUGUUGGUGGCCAGAGUACAAAAAUAAAGAUUGUUUUUGUAGUUAGAUAGUUUAUAUAAACAGACUGGAAAGAUGAAUGUGCUACGAACUAUUCGAAACAAUUGGAAAAAAAGUGUAUUCUUCUCAGGACUUUUAGGAUAUGGCAUAUCCACAUUAAAGACAAACAUCGAAAUUAAACAAUAUAUGAAUGAAUUCUCCAAUGAUGUUAUGCAUGUUGGGCAAAAUACGCAAGGAACCCCACAAAAUGUUCUGGUUGUGAUGAAUCCUAUUGCCAACAAUAAAAAGGCCGAAAAUUUGUUUAAAAAGUAUUGUGAACCCAUACUGCAUUUAGCUGGCUAUUCGGUUGAAGUACUGCGCACCAAUUAUAUAGGCCAUGCCAAGGCCUAUGUAGAGGAGCUAAAUAAGUUGCCCGAUGUGAUUGUUGUUGCCGGUGGCGAUGGCACAAAAUCUGAGGUUAUAACCGGUCUCUUGCGUCGUCAGGGCAGCUCCUGUCCCAUUUCAUUUAUUCCUCUGGGUCGCGACAAACAGCCGAAGUCGUCAUUCUUCAGCUUGAGCAAACAGCAUGAGCUAGACUAUGUGAUACAAUUGUGUAAUUCCUUGGUGCCACUGUUGAAGAAUCAGUCCAAAUACGAGAGCGUUAUUCAAUAUGAUGUUCUUAACGAUGCUGCUAGUGAGGAAGGUGCUGCCCAAUUGAAACCCAUUUUUGGACAAAAUGGUUUCUCGUGGGGUCUGCUGAAAGAGCUAGACAACAAGAAGGAUAAAUAUUGGUAUCUGGGACCCCUUAAGCACCAUAUUGCUGCAUUUCUCAGAUCAUUUUCCGGCAACGUCGAUUGGCAAUUGGAUACAGAUUAUGUCUACACACCUCCAUGCAGUGGCUGCAGCAAUUGUCGUGUGCAAAGGGACAAAACGCCGCCCAAUAAAGGUUUCUUUACAAAGAAACUUGUGUCCCCUCAAAAUGGAAAGGUGGAUGCAUCGUAUAAACUAGUGGUGAAUGAGAAGUGCUCUUCAAAUCAGGAGGGAUCUAUUACAUCGAACCAAAUUAAUAUUUCGCUCAAUCAGAAUAGCGAAAACUUUGACGAGCUGGAAAGCAAAUUUAUUAAUUCGUUACAACCAGGAUGGGAAUUCAUCAAGAAUAUUCCCAACAUUACGAAUAAGACAAUAGAGCCUAAUUUUAUUGUUAAGAGCAGAACGAUCAAGCUUUAUCCAUCGGCGAAUACACCAAAUAUAUUCUAUUCUAUUGACGGCGAGGAAUACGAACCACGACCCAUCAAAGUGUCCAUUGUCCCCAAUGCAAUUAAAGUGUUUUGUUGAAAUUUUCUAGUAA
This is a messenger RNA of Drosophila nasuta, 1450 nucleotides long. It is a transcript of the gene Mulk, whose product is annotated as acylglycerol kinase-like protein Mulk. The record is from RefSeq and is a predicted model, not a curated record. Gene Ontology annotation, biological process: phosphorylation; sphingosine biosynthetic process; ceramide biosynthetic process. The transcript has 4 exons. Gene Ontology annotation, cellular component: cytoplasm; membrane; mitochondrion. NCBI's taxonomy places the organism in Eukaryota, Metazoa, Arthropoda, Insecta, Diptera, Drosophilidae. The coding region runs from base 199 to 1437 and encodes 412 amino acids. Gene Ontology annotation, molecular function: ceramide kinase activity; ATP-dependent diacylglycerol kinase activity; acylglycerol kinase activity.